Molecule: messenger RNA, 1500 nt
Organism: Leishmania major strain Friedlin
Lineage: Eukaryota; Euglenozoa; Kinetoplastea; Trypanosomatida; Trypanosomatidae
Exons: 1
Coding region: 1-1500 (499 amino acids)
Source: RefSeq, a predicted model, not a curated record
AUGGCCUUGCCCCCUGUCUUGCACGUAGGCCCGCACGAGCUGAAGCUCUUCCCUAUUUGUCGCAGCGCAGAGGUCGCGCCUGGCAGACACCGGUGCAACGACAGCCUCCUGACGCGGUACUGCUUUGUGGGUGAACUUCAGACGGACGCCGACGGCCGCAGCGUCGCCGAUGUCGCCGCUGGUCGUGGCUCCAAUUGUAGAACAGCGACCAUUCUGUGGUGCUACUCGCCUCUCUUCCAAUUUGAACAUAAAAGAAUCCGGGUCGAAGAGGGCGUGAUCGAGGCUGCGCUCACAAAGGAAGUAACAGCGCGCCAGCACGCCGAUGUAAACUCUCCAUCACUCAAGUCUGGCGGCGCCGAGGCGGUCAAGCACAAGGAUUCUUACUCGACGAGUUCGAGUAAGGCGUCAAGCGCGGCACCCUCCGUGACCUCCGCCACUGGUCUUCCAGCGGUAUAUCUUCGUGUUGGCAACUCCACGACAUUCCGCGAGUACAGAUUGGUAACAGAAGGGCGGCAUAGCACAGCCCUUGGUGCUUCUACAGAGCUGCGCGCGCCGAGCGAUGCGAGUAUUGCCGGCGACGGGGACGGGGUCGUAUCGGUGCAUGAAGCGCACAAGCCACCAACUCUGCGACCCUUGGCCCCGAGGCGACCUACGCUGAGGCCGAUCGACACGCGACCGGACGGCAACAGUUUACGAAGCAUGGCGAGGCUAGCUCACAAGCAAAAUGCUGCACUGCGUCGAUGCGGCGCCCCCGCCAGCGCAUCGACACAGCGUCACGCUGCGCCCGUGGAGAAGGAGUUGAAGGCGCCGCAGCGGCCGAGCCCCUUCAGCACAGACGCCAGGGCUGCUAUCGCUACUGCACCAGUGCCUCAUCCGCGUAAUGAAGGGUGCGAUGAACCGUGCGAGGCGGUGCCUCCUAUGCGAAUGUCUCUCUCGUGCGGAGAGGACUCACCGGCCUCCCCGCACGCCCCGAACGAAAGGAAUCUGCCACAGUGGGCGUCGCCUGCGGACCACUGCGAAACCCCAGAGGUGUGCGCACGCAAGGACGUACCGCAUGGCAGCCACCCUUUCAGCGCAGCCGGCGGCUCCAGUGUGUCCUCGGCGUUUCUUUCCAGCUCCCUUUUCUUAUGUGUGUCCUCCCAGUCCCCGACUAGCGCCCUUAGCACCGCGCGCUCCGCGGAAACGGACAUGUGCGACCUCCACUCCUCAACUAGGGUCAGCGGCUCGUCUGGCUGCUUCUUCUACGACGUCCACCGGCAUUCGCGGGAGAUCACGUGCCUCGUGUCUGCCGUCUGCACCCCACUGACGCAGAGCACGUCUUGUCUGACGCCUACGCCGGCGCCGAAGCCCAGUUUGACACGAAGCCUCGCGCUUCGCACGCUCGGCAGCAGCAGCGACGGCAUGCCGUGCUCUACCCAAGCGCCGCACGGCUCUGCAGCCCAAGGAAUGCAGGUGGAGGUGGAGCGAGUGAUCGCAGCCACACCGCCGUCAGCGCGGUAG